AUGUCUACUACAUCCAAAACAAUAGCAGUAUUUGGAGGAAAUGGAUUCCUAGGUAGAAAAAUAUGUGAAAUUGGUAUAAAAAGAGGUUAUGAAGUAACAUCAUAUUCAAGAUCAGGUAAACCACCACAAGCAAUUCUACCUAAUCAAGAUCAAAAUUCAAAUCAAAACCAACCUGAUUGGGUAUCAAAGGUUAAUUGGUCAAAAGUUGAUAUUUUUCAACCACAAGAAAUAAAAUCACAAUUAGGUCAAUUUAAUACAAUUGUUCAUUCUAUAGGAAUGUUAUUUGAAGAUAUAUCUUAUAAAAAAGCAGCAAACAGUGCUUCUUCUUUGUCAAAUUUUGGAGAUAUUACAAGAUUUAUAAAUUCAAUAAUGGGAUCAAAUCCAAUGCAAAAAGAUAAAAAAAAUAUGAGUUAUGAAGCUGUUCAAAGAGAUUCUGCAUUAUCUAUAGCUGAAGAAUAUAUUCAAGCAAGAAAAGAUACAAUUCCAAGAUCAAAUGCAGAAGAUGAACCAAUUGGAAAUUAUGUAUAUAUUUCAGCUGAUAAAGCACCACCUAUAAUUCCAGAAAGAUAUAUAAAAACAAAAAGAGAAGCAGAAUUUGAAUUAUCAAAAAAAUUAUAUUUGAGAAGUAUUUUAAUGAGACCUGGUGCAAUGUAUGAUGAAACUCAUAAUUUAGGUACAACCAAGAGAGAUGUUAUUUUAAAAUCUUUAAAAAUUGGAGUAGACCUAAAGAAUUCUUUAUUAGGUCAAAAUUUUUUAUCAAAUUUAGUUAGACCUGUUGUUAGUACUACUCAAGUUGCUGAAGCACUUUAUGAUAAAUUAGAAGAUCCUGGAUUUUCAGGAGUUGUACCUGUUGAAUUUAUAGAAAAAGAACCAAAAUAA
Molecule: messenger RNA, 879 nt
Organism: Lodderomyces pseudojiufengensis
Lineage: Eukaryota; Fungi; Ascomycota; Pichiomycetes; Serinales; Debaryomycetaceae
Product: ubiquinone biosynthesis protein
Exons: 1
Coding region: 1-879 (292 amino acids)
Cellular component (GO): mitochondrion
Molecular function (GO): protein-containing complex binding
Source: RefSeq, a predicted model, not a curated record